AUGUAAGGUUAGGUAGCGCUGCUCCGCCUCCUGCAAACUGCCAGCAGCUGCAGCUAGCUGCAGCAGCAGCGGCGGAGCAGCAAAUGCUCAUUCGGAUGCACACAUUGAAUGAAAGUCGGUGUAGGAGGCUGGGGCCAGCAGCAAGUAACAAUAUCUGCACUAAGUGAAGUUAUCGCACAGUGUAGACUAUAGGCACCCGGUCACACAGCGCCAGCGGAGACGCGCUCAUACGUUGACAAAACGCAGGUUGGAGAUAUUUGUGCCAGGGGAAGCUUAAUGUUACUUGUGGAUGGGUUCGUGCCACAUGCGGGCAGAUACCGACGCUGAUUGUCUGUGUGUCCAGGAGCAGGCGGUGUGAGGUGAUGCAGCGGGUCACGGCGCAGCUCGCCGCCGGGCUGGUCGCAGCGGUGCUGUUGCUGCUGUCCGAACAGUCCUGGGCAGAUGGCGGGGGCCCCAGCCUCUCUGAACGGGUUAUCUGGGCUGUAAAUGCCGGGGGCGACGCGCAUGUAGAUGUACAUGGGAUUCACUACAAAAAGGACCCACUGGAAGGGAAAAUUGGUAAAGCGUCUAAUUAUGGGAUGCGCCUGCCAAUACUGCGCUCCAAUCAAGAAGACCAGAUUUUGUACCAAACCGAGCGCUACAACGAAGACACCUUUGGAUAUGACGUCCCCAUUCGUGAAGAAGGAGACUAUAUACUAGUUAUGAAGUAUGCAGAGGUUUACUUUGCUCAGUCACAGCAAAAGGUGUUCGAUGUUCGUCUAAAUGGCCACGUGGUGGUGAAGGACCUGGAUAUUUUUGAUCGAGUGGGUCACAGUACUGCCCAUGAUGAGAUCGUCCCCUUCUCUAUUAGACGAGGCAAGCUGAGCGUGCAGGGAGAGGUGUCCACCUUCAAUGGCAAGCUCACUGUGGAGUUUGUAAAGGGUUAUUAUGACAACCCCAAGGUCUGCGCUCUCUACGUAAUGAAAGGGACACUAGAAGAUGUACCAAAGCUUCAGCCUCACCCCGGCUUAGAGAAGCAUGAGGAGGAGGAGGAAGAAGAGGAAGAUAGUGAAGGAGGCGAGGAAGGUGGGAAGAAAAAGGCCUCAAAAGGUUCUCAUCACAGGGUCCAGUCAGGCCCCCGAACACCAAACCCAUACGCAGCUGACAACAGCAGCCUAAUGUUUCCCAUCCUUGUUGCAUUCGGGGUGUUCAUCCCCACACUGUUCUGCCUCUGCCGGCUGUGAGCUAAAACUAUCGGCGGGGGGAGACAUCAGGAGGAUAAGAUGGAUGUGGGACUGUGAAGAAAGAGAGGGGGAGGAUGGAGGGGGGGAGGGGAAGGUGUUGAGGUAAUAACAGCAGCACAGGUAAAAGCAUACACAAAAGAGAGGGCUUGGAGAAAAUCAGGACAAGGAAGGACAAAAAAAGACAACUUCUGGAAGAGGUAUUGCAAGACGAAGCAGAUGCCGUAAGAAUGGCGGGGAAAAAAGGAGAUGUAGGGAGUGUAUGCCGUGCGCAUCUCUGUGAAUGUGUUUUGCAUCCACCUCUGCUGACCCUUUGAACAGUGUUACCAAUUCCAAGCCUGUCUUCACAGGCUGAAAACACAUUUUCACAGCGAAGAGAUGCUCAGGAGUGAUUGGUCCGAGCCGAUUUUUGUAAACUAAAAGCAUUGCUUUUUAUGGGGCGCAGCAAGAGGGCACUCCUGCUCAGCAUCUGGCCAGAUAUAUUACCUUCGAAUUGGAAAUGGUACUGCUCAGAAAUUGAUAAAAUAGAACCGAAAUCUUUAAGACAGUUGUCAUCUGAGAGGCAACUGCCAAGAUGGAAAAUUUUUGUAUCUUUCUGUUCUAGUUGGUCCUUUUUGUUGACGUGCCACCAUCUACCUGCCAUGUUGAAAUAUCGGGGAAAUUCUUUGCAAACCGGCUCUGUGUCUGGUGGGCUCACUUGCUGUCUACGUCGCCUUGCCUUUACGUAAAUAUAGGUUGGGUUUCAGAAAUGUGUCUACGUACAGUGAUGAAAGUCUUUGGUAUUGUUCCACCAAAUACUAAUUCAGGGCCAUCAAAGUGUCCUCAACUAUGAUCACAAAUUAUAAGACCCUGUUGGAUUUUGUUUCCCCCAAGGAUGGAUUCAUUUUUAAGAGUCAUACAUUCAGCCUUUAAACAGUCGUUUGCUUCAGUGAGAGACGUCAUAUUCAUAUUUAGUGAGAGGCAAAGUUUAUGCUGUGAAAUUCUCGAGUCAGGAUAUCGCCGUAUUUUGUGACAUUUGCCUUUUUCUGUUCAUUCACUAGUGCAUGCCUGCCUUUUUUGUUUCACCAAAGAAUGCUUUUUUUUUUUUUUUUUUUUUUUCUUUUUUUUCUAAAUGUGUUGUUUUAUUAGAAAACUACAAACAUGGUGGCCUGUGUAAUUUGAAUUUUAUAUCGAUGUCCAAAAUUAACUUUAAAAAAUGUGAGUUGUUGACUCUGAAGGAAUCUUAAAUGAUCAUAACAGGCCAGUAUUUAAUAUUAGUAUUCUAAAUGAUUAAAAAUCAGUACCCCCUCUAUACGCUUGUCAUAUGUCCUCCAAGUCGCUCUUUGUAUACCAGAUGUUUUGUCCUCUAAGAGGUGAGAAAGCACAACAUUGAUAUCAGUAAAGAACCAACUGUGUACCAGAUAUUAUAUGUGAACCUUUAUUCAGUUCUCCCAGUUUUCUCUUGUCUUUUUCCAUUCUGUUGUAUUCCAAUGUUUCAAUGUUGCCUGUACCUUUGUGUUAUUACAUUGUGAAUUUUCCGUGGGGGUUACAUAUUCCGGUUCUUGAGUUGGGGACAAAAUGACAUCUGUGAGCCUUUUCCCCACCCCUGCAUAGCCAUGUUGUCAGCGUCCGCUUUGACUGUGGUCACAGCUUUUGGACAAAGAUAUUCUUCUUAGCUUUCCAUACAGACUGAAAAGAAACUUUGUUCUUCUGUUUUGGUGGAGUUGUUGUGAAGUCUCCUGUUAAUGUAUCUCAUUACUUCCCUUAAGUGCUUAGCUCUACUCUGAGGAUGAUUUUGUAACUUUGCCUGUUUCACUAAUGCGUCUUAAAUAACCCCCGCCACCCACUCAUCCACCCACUCGCUCCUCCUUUUCCUUCAUUGACCAGUAUUGCUGUUGCCAUAAGCAGUACUUGAAAAGCGGUUGAUAAUUCAGGCAUUGUGGAUGCUUCCUCACUCCUCGAUUCUCCUUCCCAUUGUGAUUGAUAGUGGUCAAGAAUUUGGUGCCAGAAAAUAUUUUGUCAGUUGUUGGCAAUUGUGGGUUCUUUUGUUUCUUUUAAAUGUUGUAAACUCGACUCUUAUUUCAUACAGACUGGUGAGAAAUGGAAGGACAAACCAGCAGAGUGUUUCAGUGUGCCUUGGCACUGAUUCAGGUCUCUGAAGCUCUACCACUCUUUGAAAAGGUUAUUCCUAUUUUUGGUGCUUUGACGCUGAUGAUGGAGAGCGCUGAGAUAUAUGUAAAUUUGAUAAUUAGGCUGACAUGUUUGUUUUCGCUUGCCGUUUUAAAUCUUACUUGAAGUUUACUUGUUUCUUCACUUUAUUUUGGUUAGGUUAGGUUAAGACAGCCAAACUACCUGGCUGGGUUUCCUAAGAGAUUCGUGUUAAUAACCUUCAAAAAAUGGUCACGUCUUUAAGGAAGAGCCCAAACACCCUUCAAAUGAAGCUCUUUUCCACUGUUUGUAUCCACAGUCUCAUUCUUUUGGUUGAGGUCAUGGCCAUAGGUGAGGCUGGAAACUUAGAUCAACAGAUAACUUGACAACUUUACUGUCCAGCUCUGUUUACCAUGACAGAUCAGUACAGUAUCCACAUAAUUGCAGACGCUGCAGUGAUGUGAGUCUCCCGCUCCCUCCUUUCCUCUCUCAUGAACAAGAGCGCGAUACUUAAGCUCCUUGUUGCAGAUCCUCGUUCCAGACCAGGAGUAGGCACGCCACCCUUUUCCAACCAUGGCCUCGGACUUGGAGGUGCUAAUUUUCUUCCUAGCCAUUUCACACUCAGCUCAAACUGUUCAUUUUUCAGCAAUUUAUUACAGUUGUGCAUUGUAGUGUAGUAUUUGCAUAGUCACAAAAAAAAAAGAACGAAGGGCACGAAGAUGGCCACUCGGAGCCUUGCAUUCACCUCUUGAAGGGGAGAUAUAACACCAGCUUCAGGGGGCCAAGUGGACACAAGCCAUCCCAUCCAAAUGCCCCUCAAGUAUAAUAAAAAAAACAAACAAAAAAAAAAGGUAUCUCUGUAUAUGUUGGGUUCAGCUAUUUUUCCUUUCAUUUGUCACCAAUCUGUAUAAGCGCCUUUCUUCUGAAAAGAUGCAAAAUGUUCAUUUAAUCCAGCACCAAAGUCACCAUAUUCUGCUCCUCUGCAAGUCUACACAGUCGCGUUUGUAUAUAAGGUACAAGAUCACACUUCUUGUUGUGUGAUGAGGGGUUUUUUUUGUUUGUUUGUUUUUUUGUUUUUCUAAUUAAUUUUUGGGGUUGUAGCUGAGGUGAGGGUUGUUUGUUUUGGUUUUUUUUCUUAUGAAGAAGACUUUGUGGCCUUUCUUCUGGGGAGGAAUGGUUUUUGGUACAGAAUAUAAAACUUCUAACAGGCAGCGAGAUGAACUGUCUGUCAGACAAAUGAGAUUAUCUCUGAAUAUAUGGGAUCUUCCAUUGUGUUAGAUGUAAUUUAAAUCAGAGUGGGGCUGACCUGGAGAUAUUUUAUAAUACGCUUGGAUUUGUUUGAAAUUUUAAUUUUUUUUUCCUCAGGAUCUGUUUUAGUUUGACUUUUUAAAACGUGAUAUUUUAUUGGUGUGACAUUUUGCACUGCCUCAUGUAUUUUAAAAUGUCAUUUUUGUGUGUCUGUGUGUGUGCGUGCGCAUGUGUCUUUGUUGCCUUGAAUUAUUGAAUACAAAUGCGCUUUACCAUCAUUCGCCUUGAGGUGGCUCUUUUGUUGGCUUAUGUCAAAAUAGCCUUUUUUUUUUUUGUUUGUUUCCUUCUCUGUAAAACACUUUUUCAGGGCUAGAUUUUCAUUCCACAGGAAGGACACUUUUGGUGUAAGGGACAUAUGUCAGAAGAAUUAAAAUAUGUAUAAAGUCUGUCUUUAACCUCCACUCACCCUGGAGCAAAGCCAGUCCCCCCCAAAAAAGGAAAGGGUUGCAAAAAACUGUAAUAAAUGUAUGGCCACAACUUGUUUCAAGCAGUCUGAUCAUAUCCUCCUUUUCAGACCUCCUGUUGUAGGUCUCACAGUUAAAUGAACUGUAGUGGAAUGAAGACCUGCUCUGUUUUGUUUUUUUUCUUUUCCACAUGAGAACCAAAGAAUUGCAGUCAUUCCAUCCAAUUUGUUAAUCGGAGUCCUAACGGAACGCAAAAUAAUCACUUCUCCCUUCCUUUCUUUCACCUGGGGAAAAACAGUAAUUAAACCAAGGUGCCAUGUCUUGUCAUCACAUUUGUUGACACCAUGCUAUGAUACCCGUCUUGUUUAAAAAUACCAAGAGUCAUUUGAAUUGCUCUGUAACUAUUGUAAAAUUGUUUCUUGGCAUGUUGUUUUCUUUCUUUGUUUUGUUGUUUUUAAACAACUGGACAUGUGAGAUCAAUUUAAACUGAAACAAAUUUGAACAGCAGAACAUCAGCCAACUUGCCCCGUUGUCCAGGCACCAGCCCAGUAAAUUUGAACAACAGAGUCUGCUGCCAUGAAUGUGUAUGUGUGAGAUAGGGAGUGUGCAAGUUCAAUCUUAUACACACGUUUGGUAAAUAACUGCUCUUCUGAGGGUUGUAAGCAACAGCAGGUGGACUGAGAAACUGUAUGUGAGACCCCUGAUCUUCUGCCUCAGAUGUGGCAUAUAUGGGAACUGCUGAUAAAUGCUGUCUUUUUAAUAAAUGUGCUAUUUUA
Messenger RNA from Archocentrus centrarchus (flier cichlid), 5835 nucleotides. It is a transcript of the gene mlec, whose product is annotated as malectin. The record is from RefSeq and is a predicted model, not a curated record. Lineage: Eukaryota; Metazoa; Chordata; Actinopteri; Cichliformes; Cichlidae. The transcript is spliced from 6 exons. The coding region runs from base 363 to 1223 and encodes 286 amino acids. Gene Ontology annotation, cellular component: membrane. Gene Ontology annotation, molecular function: carbohydrate binding.